Molecule: messenger RNA, 2105 nt
Organism: Phyllostomus discolor (pale spear-nosed bat)
Lineage: Eukaryota; Metazoa; Chordata; Mammalia; Chiroptera; Phyllostomidae
Gene: FMO5
Product: flavin containing dimethylaniline monoxygenase 5
Exons: 8
Coding region: 370-1773 (467 amino acids)
Molecular function (GO): NADP binding; N,N-dimethylaniline monooxygenase activity; flavin adenine dinucleotide binding
Source: RefSeq, a predicted model, not a curated record
CUGCUAUAGUCUCUUUGCUCACACAUUUAGAGCUUCAACUGGGAUAAAAGAAUUUCUAGGAUCUGGUUCCACAUCUCUCUGUCCCAUAUGUUCUCUUCAUGUGACUAACAUGGAUUUCCUCACAGUAUGGUAGUCUCAGGGUAGCUGGACUUUUUACAUGGCUGCUGAAUUCCGCCAGAGCAAGCUUUCUAAGAGACCUAGGCAGAGGAUGUAACACUACUUAUGGCAAUCUUGGAAGCCAUUCAGUAUCAUUCCAACUGCAUGCUGUUGGUCAAAAGCAAGUCAUAAAGGCAACUCAGAUUCAAGGAAAAUCCUGAAGAAGGAAGGGCCAGUAUUUACAAAUCAGUGAUCAUCAACACUUCUAAGGAGAUGAUGUGCUUCAGUGACUAUCCCAUCCCAGACCAUUUUCCUAACUUCAUGCACAACUCCCAGGUCCUGGAAUAUAUCAGGAUGUAUGCCAAAGAAUUUGACCUUCUAAGGUAUAUCCAAUUGAAGACUACUGUGUGCAGUGUGAAAAAGCAACCUGAUUUCUCCACUUCAGGCCAAUGGGAAGUGGUCACAGAAUCUGAAGGGAAAAAGAAGGUGGAUGUCUUCGAUGGAGUCAUGGUUUGCACUGGUCAUCAUACCAAUGCUUACUUACCGCUGGAAAGCUUCCCUGGAAUUGAGAUGUUCAAAGGACAGUAUUUCCAUAGUCGAGACUAUAAAAAUCCAGAGAGUUUCACUGGAAAGAGAGUCAUUGUAAUUGGCAUUGGGAAUUCUGGAGGGGAUCUGGCUGUGGAGAUUAGCCAUGUAGCCAAACAGGUUUUCCUCAGCACCAGGAGAGGGGCUUGGAUCCUGAAUCGUGUGGCAGACCAUGGAUAUCCUUUUGAUGUGGUGUUACAUUCUCGACUUAAACAUUUUUUGGUAAAGAUUUGUGGUCAAUCACUUACAAACACAUAUUUGGAAAAAAGGAUGAACCAAAGGUUUAACCAUGAAAUGUAUGGCCUAAAGCCUAAACACAGACCUCUGAGUCAACAUCCAACAGUCAAUGAUGACCUGCCAAAUCGUAUAAUUUCUGGCUUGGUGAAGGUGAAAGGAAAUGUGAAGGAAUUCACAAAGACAGCUGCCAUAUUUGAAGAUGGUUCCAGGGAGGAUGACAUUGAUGCUGUUAUCUUUGCCACGGGCUAUAGUUUUGCUUUUCCUUUUCUUGAAGAUUCUGUCAAAGUAGUAAAAAACAAGAUAUCUCUGUAUAAAAAGGUCUUCCCUCCUAACCUGGAAAAGCCAACUCUUGCAAUCAUAGGGUUGAUCCAGCCCUUGGGCGCCAUUAUGCCCAUUUCAGAGCUCCAAGGACGCUGGGUCACUCAAGUAUUUAAAGGGCUCAAAGCAUUACCUUCACAAAGUGAAAUGAAAAUAGAAAUAACUAAGGCUCAAGAGCAAAUUAAAAAAAGGUAUGUGGAGAGCCAACGCCAUACCAUUCAGGGAGAUUAUAUAGAUACCAUGGAAGAGCUUGCUGAUCUGGUGGGUGUCAAGCCCAAUCUGCUGUAUCUGGCCUUCACUGACCCCAAAUUGGCAUUACAGUUAUUAUUGGGACCCUGUACUCCAAUCCAAUAUCGUCUACAGGGCCCAGGAAAGUGGAAUGGGGCUCGAAAAGCUCUCCUUACCACAGAAGAUCGUAUCAGGAAACCUCUGAUGACGAGAGCAAUUGCAAGCAGUAAUUCCACAACUUCACCAAUAACAAUGGCCACGUGUGUGCUGGCUGUUGUUUUCUUUGUUGUAAUUAUAACUUACUUUUAGCUGUUCCAUUGUCCUUGCAUCAGUUUUCUUUGGGGAGCUGGAUUUAGAGAUGUCUUCAGAAUCUGAUAAGAUUGAACAACACCCAGUUUCCCAUGGUGCAGAAAUCUACUUUUAUAUCCCUUUCCAAAGCAUUUAUCCUCUUUCCUCUUUUCCCCACAAUGGAAUUCCAGCUUUUCAUUCAUAUGAACUUGUCUUCCUUCUUAUGGCCCAUUAUGUUUUCCUUUCAGCCAUCCCUAGACUGUGAGCUCAGUUACUCUCUUAGUCAUCUUUUCAUGCCCUUAACAGAGUUCUUGAUACAUGAUAGAUGCUUAAUAAAAUGUUUGUUGUUAUCA